Pararge aegeria (speckled wood butterfly) is the source of this 2268-nucleotide messenger RNA. RefSeq names its product E3 ubiquitin-protein ligase LRSAM1-like. The transcript is spliced from 2 exons. Gene Ontology annotation, molecular function: protein binding. The coding region runs from base 229 to 1971 and encodes 580 amino acids. NCBI's taxonomy places the organism in Eukaryota, Metazoa, Arthropoda, Insecta, Lepidoptera, Nymphalidae. The record is from RefSeq and is a predicted model, not a curated record.
CUAAAAACAAAAGUGACCAAAAGUCGAAGUGAUAAAUGAGUGUUAAUUUAAUGAAGGUUGUUACAAAUUUAUAUUUAUGUAGGGACCUAAUCUUUUUCUGCCAUGUUUUUAAUAUAAAGAAGUAUUAAAUGAUGUUAAGAUAGUGAUUAACUUUAACAACCAUGAUUGCUAGCAGUCGGUGACACGGUUGAUUUCAAGUAUUGUGCGUAAUUCACUACCUUAUAUUUAAUGGGCAGUGCCGUAUCGGCGCAACAACGCACGAUGUCCUUGUUUGGGAGAAAUGCCCACAAUUCUCAGGAAGCCCGAGCAAGACUGGACAGAAAGCUCUAUCUUGCCCGAGAAUCACCAGAACCCGAUUUCGAUUUGUCAGAUUGCUGUCUACGGCGUUUACCGUCGGGUAUAUUUUCCAUUUGCAAGGUAUUUAGAAAAGACAAUUUGUAUCUACAUAAUAAUCGUCUGCAAUCCUUGGAGGAAGGAGGGCAGCUGUCAGAUCUUUUUCUUAUCAAAGUCCUCAAUUUAAGUUGCAAUCAAUUUUUUCGUUUGCCGAAUGGCAUAAGAUAUCUCGUAAACCUGACUGAGCUCUAUUUACAAAAUAAUUUUCUUGAAUCUAUACCUGAUGGAAUAAAGCUUUUAGAGAGUCUACAAGUGUUGGACUUAUCUAAAAACAAAUUGAAACAUUUGAAUCCUGGAUUAGGUAAUCUUAAAUGUAUGAGAUUGUUAAAGAUAUCAGAUAACAAACACCUCUCAAAACUCUGCCCAGAGUUGUGCCUUGCAACUAAUUUGCUAUCUAUUGAACUGGAUGGUGAUAAUUUUACUUUCCCACCACCUUGCAUAGCCACACAAGGGACUUCAGAAAUAAUGAGAUAUCUAUGUUCGGAAAUGAGUAUUGAGUACAUUGCUCCGUUACCUUCUGAUACUUCACCAUCUCAACUUCCCAACAUAUAUUACAAUCCUUUUGAAAAACAAUUAGGAAUUACAUGGGAAGAACAAGAAGCUGCCAUGAUAGAACAAGAAAGUAAAAUUCAUAAAGCUAACCAGGAGCAAAGAGGAAAAUUUCUGUCCAAAAUUAUACAAGAACAACAAGAUUUGGAUAGUGAGAUAGCUAAAGUACAAGAGGUAAGAGAAGUAGAGAGGCAGAAACUAAUGAAAACUAUACAGAUGGAAGAAAAGGAAAUUGAAUGCUUGGUUAAAAACUUUAUCCAAAUUGAUAGUCUUCACCCAGAGGCAGUCCAGCAACAGCUGGCUUAUGAGCAAACUGAACAUGAUAGGUUGUUGGAGAUAACCAGACAAAAUUAUGAUAAUGUUAGAAGAGUUGAUAUUUUAAAAGCAAUGGAAGAGCUUAUAGAAAAAGAUUCUUCCAUACAAAUGUAUAAAAAAUAUUAUAAGGAUGAUUUAAAUAACAUUAAAGAGAAUAUGCUAAUACAGGAAAACGAAGGGGCAAUGAAAUUAUCUGAGCUUUUAAAUGCUAAAGAUCAAUCGCGUACCACUUUAGUCCAAACACUUCUAGAAGAUCAAGAUAUACAGAAAGCAAUUGUUUCAUCGCUGCUAGAAAAAGUGGAUGCCAAGAGUUGGAGUCUGAACCAAGAAAUAGCACUUAUCUCUGAAAAUUUAGCAAGGCUCAGUGUAAUUGAACAAGAGAAAAAGAAUAUGCAUAUUGUAUUUAAUUAUAAUGAGCUAUUACAACAAAGGAUUCAUUUGGUAGAGUUGCUCGACAAUCUUCUGGAUCAGAGAAACAUAAGAAGGAAGCAAUUAAUUAAUACAUUAAAGGAAGUAGAGACUGAAGGUAUCAGAUCAAAAGACUUUUGGUUAAAAAGCUAUCAAAAACUUUUGGAUUCAGCACCAAAAUCUUUGUUUAGUAUUAGAAAGUUGGAUCCUGUUUUUGCAAAUAAUCUUUUACAAGAAGGUGUAAUACAUUGUUUGCCUUUUCUGGUUAAAUAUCUAUUUUCCGCACGUGCUGCAUCUUUGAAGUAGCCGACGCUGCCUUUCGGCACGAGUCUGCGAUCGUUUUGUGUCAGCCUCUGAACUAUUUGAGCAGAGGAAGUAAGUAGGUAUAUUAAAUUAUAUUCCUGCAAUAAUAAAGAAAUGCUUCUGAUAAUACUUCAGUAUUAAAUUCACGUAACCAUACUUAUACAUAUUAUAACUACCAAUUAUAUUAUUGCGGUUGCUUUAUCCCUUAGAUAUAAUUGCGUAUACUGUAUUUAAACUUAUUUAUACACUUUUAUUCCUAUUUACCACCUGUUUUACAAAUACACACGAUUUUAGCACUUA